Alternaria conjuncta is the source of this 1053-nucleotide messenger RNA. RefSeq lists its product as uncharacterized. Bases 1 to 1053 code for a protein of 350 amino acids. The record is from RefSeq and is a predicted model, not a curated record. NCBI's taxonomy places the organism in Eukaryota, Fungi, Ascomycota, Dothideomycetes, Pleosporales, Pleosporaceae. The transcript has 2 exons.
AUGGACCUGGCCACUAUGCGAGAGCUACCAACUGAAUCCGCAGCGACUCUCCAGCCCUCAGAUGAGCAUAGCGACACACUUCUUGCCCUCGCCUCCGCGGUUCUACUUCAACUCGACACCGACGCUACAUGUCCUGUCUUCGUUAAAAACAUCUUUCAGGAUGUUGAGGACGUUCUCUGGUACCUUCGCGAAGCACAGAUCACUUUUCUCCCUGACCUUCUGGAGCUUCUAGUGACUGGAGAACCCCCUUCCGCACAGCACUUCCUUGGCGGAUCUCUUCCUCUCAAGAAUGGAUAUGGUCUUUACGUGCUGGUGCUAAGGAAGUGGAUAGGUGAUGCAUUCACUGGCGACUGGAUAUACGAUUACCGACUGUAUCUCGGCAGUGGGACUGAGAAAAGAAGGGGCAUCCGCACAAGAUUUGGUGAUUACGAUCGCGACGAAGGCUACUCAGAUGGUGUGGCAGGUGCCAUACACUUUGGCUGGCAGAUUGCACACCGAUCGAUAAUUGCAUGGGCUCCUCUAGUUGAACCAGUCCGACAUUUUCAGCUUCAGAUGCUGUUUCUUACAUUAGAAGCCACUUUCAGCCACGUCUUCGCAAUGCACGACCAUAACUACAUGAAGAGUUUGGAGAAGAGCUUCUGGAAUCCAGCCACCCUCGACUACCAAGGGCUGUGCAGCGGAAGUAGCCUACGAGAAAUCCAUGAACUCAAGGGUUUCUUCGAUUUGAGUGAAGAGGAGCUAAGAGCGGAGGUAGAAGCUUUGGAGAAGAAGGCAAAAGAACGGCGAGACCGCUACGUAAUAUCCCCAGAAGCGAGGGUAAGGAGGAAUGAGGCCCGGAAAGAACGGAGAAAGGAUCCUAGAGUUGCAGCGAAACAGAAUGAGGCGAUGAGGGCGUAUAAUAAGAAGCAGCGGAAUACCCCAGAAGGCAAAGCGAAGAAGGCUGCUGAGAACAAGGCGUAUAAUCAGACACCAAAGGGUAAGGCAGCUCAAAGGAAGUCUCGUCUGAAGAAGAAGCUGGCAAAGGAGGCAAAGGAGAGAGCGGAGACAGAGUGA